Molecule: messenger RNA, 5565 nt
Organism: Pseudoliparis swirei
Lineage: Eukaryota; Metazoa; Chordata; Actinopteri; Perciformes; Liparidae
Gene: kif26bb
Product: kinesin family member 26Bb
Exons: 14
Coding region: 1-5565 (1854 amino acids)
Biological process (GO): microtubule-based movement
Molecular function (GO): microtubule motor activity; ATP binding; microtubule binding
Source: RefSeq, a predicted model, not a curated record
AUGUCAUCUCUGACUGGAAGAGGAGAGAGAGUCCCCGCCUCGGUGAGAGGAACACAUUGGAGCCCAGACGCGCAUCACUGUGAGCCCGUCGGCUGCAGUAGGACCGGGAGGGACCGUCAACCCAGGGAGCGUCCCGCUCCGGAGGGGGCCGGAGGGUCCAGAGGCGACCCACAUCGGAAUAUGUGCCAGAGAGCGGACGCCGUCCCGUCUUACAAGUCCCUCCCUGGAUGCGCCGGGGACCGCGUGAGGAGCACCAUGUCCGCGCAUCCGGGCUCCGGGAGGUCCGACAGGAAAGUUGCGUGUUGCGAGAAGUGCUCCGCGACCCUGGUGGCCCUGAAGAAGCAGGCUCUGAGCCUGGCGGUGCACCAGCAGUCCUCCUGCAAGGACUCUGGCGACCUGUCUGCAUUUCUUCUCGACAACCUUCACGUCCACAGUCGGUCCGCCAACGAGUCCCGGGACAGGUACCAGGGCGAGUGUGGAGACUGCGGCGUCCACCUGCAGCAGCUCAAACAAGAGGCGGUCCAUUUGGCUCUCGGCCGGGCUCAGCCAUCGGCUAAGCCUCCCUUCGAACGCAGCUUCAGCGCCGCGACCCUGCUGGGCCCGAGCGAGCCGAAGCACGCAGACGGGGCCCCGUGGGAAGCCGCCGCCGCGGCCGUGCAUCAGCCGCACGGUCGCACCCACAGUCCUCACACCCCGAGAAGCCCGAGGACGCCUCAGAGGACCCCCCAGACCCUCAGACGGAGGGGGCCCAAGCUGCCCAACCUCGACAUGGACCGCUGGGUGGAGCAGCAGCAGCAGCUGGUCGCUUCCAAAUCAGCGUCCGGCGCUGAGGGUGUCACCAGGUACCCUAACCAUAAGGCUGCAGAGGAUGCGGCGCUGUGCUGCGGGGACGCCGGCACCGUCCAGACCAGCUCCAGGAUCCCUCACAUAUCCAGAGUGGUGACCAUCGCCAACACUGCUGCUAUGUCCCUUUUAGCCAGGGCUGCAGAGAAGCUGAACUUGACGUUGAGGAAGAAGAGCCAUGCCUCUGAUCCGGCUCCCGCUCAUUUGUCCACCUGCUUCAGGGAGCUGAUCCAGAAGAACCCUCCGGCCGUCCCCUCCUGCCUGCUCCAAGCUGCCACCAGAACCAGAGACUCACCCAGUGUUGCCAAGGUCACGGUGUCGCUGAGGGUGAGCCCGACGCUGUCGGAGGGCCAGCCAUCUGUUCUCCGUAUCGACCCGUCCAAGAGGAGGGUGGUCGUCGUGGAUCUCGUCGGCAAGAGGCAACCGCAGGCCGCGGUGACGCUCGGCAGGGACGGCAGAAACCAGAACGCCUUCAACUUUGACGCUGCCUAUCCUCGAGAAUCCGGCCAGGCCGAGGUGUGUGCGGGCGUCCUGGCUGAUGUCAUCCGCUGUGUGCUCAGUGGCAGCGAUGGAUGCGUUCUGGGUUUGGGAUGUGCUGAUGUGGGCUCCUGGUCCAGCAUGGUGGGGAGCGGUGAGAGCAUCCAGAAGGUCGGGCUGGUUCCCUGUGCCAUCUCCUGGCUGUACAGCGCCAUCGAGCGGCGGCGGGAGAAGACAUGGACCGACCUGACGGUGUCCGUGUCGGCCAUAGAGCUCUGCUGCGGAGAGGAGGACACGAUCAGGGACCUAUUGGGGGAGGUCAACCCCCAACCAGGGAGCAUCCAGGACAGCCCAAAAGCCCACAUUAGACUCCACGAGGACCCGGUCUACGGGAUACAGCUGCGUAACCACAACCGGGUGAAGGCCCCCACUGCUGAGCGGGCCGCUUCCCUCCUGGACGCGGCCAUUGCAGCACGUCGACACAAUGACUUCCUCACGUACUUGUCUCACACCUCCAUAAUGUUCUUCACUCUCCACGUCCAACCCCCUCGGACAGAGAGCAGCACCAUUGGCAAAGGUUCACGUGGCCCCACAAAGUUGACCAUGAUAGAUGUGUGUAGUGGUAUGAGGGGUAUGAGCAAGAAUAAACCUCCAUAUUCUGAACUGGGCCCUGUUGUCGUCUCUCUACUAAGUGGACAUAAAACCAACCCCACCAAGGGCAGUAAGUUGACUAUGCUGCUUCGAGAAGCCUUGGGUCACGUGAAUUGCCACACCACAGUGAUCGCUGAGGUUGAUGACUCACUGGCUCACCUUCAGGAGACCCUAUCCACCAUCCAGCUGGCUUCUCGCAUCCGCAGGACACAGAAGAGAACGAAGCAGUCCACUUCAUGUUCUCCUUGCGGGAGGAGUCUGACUAAAGAAAAGAGAGGGCGUCCGUCUUUGUCCCUGCGGGCGUUUCACUCCACCGACGAGGUAGACGUCGACAUCCCUCGUUUCCGUUUGCGCGGUGAACUAGAUGAGCGCUCCAGUAGCGACCAGUCCUGUGACACAGUCAUCCAAAUAGACUCGGAUGGCUUGGUCCACUCCAAAGCAAGCUCAAGAUUGGCACAACCUGAAUUUGUGCCCAUCAUACCCUCUUUGCAUCCCAACAAGGAGGACAUGGACGACCCAGAGUUUACCGCUCUGCUCCAAGAGCUUCUGAGGAUUCCUCAGCUGCAGGGAGAGAAGAAGACCGAGGAAACUGUUCAAGGGAAUAUUGAGGUGUUGAAAGCAGGCAUCAAGCAGCCAGCGAGGGACUGUCUUAAAUGUGACACAUUUGCUGAACUUCAAGAGCGCUUGGGUUGUAUCGAUGGAAAAGAGGCAACAACGGAUGCGCUCAAGCCUUCCUCAAAAGGCCCUUCUGUUAACAACGUCACAGCCACAUCACAACCCCAGAAAGACACAGGGAAACAGACCGACACCGAGUCAUCGGAGGCACCGCAGAAAAUGUCGUUGAAUCAAGGGUUGGGUCAGGCCUCUGUCGGAGAAAAGCAACUAGAUGGUGCCUUCCCCGGGGAUAGCUUUCAGAGGGAGGAUUCAGGCCUCUAUGACUGUGAGGAGUGCAGUGCAGCCAGUUCCAGUGAAGAACUGCUAAAUCAAACUCUCAGUCUGAACAUGACCUGUCGCUCUGAGCUGCCCAAAAACAGAACUCUGAAGUCAGCAGCGGAUAAGCUCUCUUCUCAGAACUUUAAUGUGGAAACUCAGGGCAUGGCCGUCACCAGUUCCGCACAUGUUACACAGGAGAGUUCUGAAGCUGCUGAUUGGUUCAAACCAAACAAAAGGACCUCACCUGUUGGCAAGAGCUCCCCCAUAUCUCCUCCCUCCUCCUGCUCCUCUUCACACUCAUUGGCUACCAGUGUUAAACCCAGAGAUGUCUUACCUAAUCGCUCCACAGAGGACGUUAAGGAGAUGAAGGCCACUAUCACGGUUACCGUUCAGCAGCCACUAGACCUGACGGGUCAAGAUGAACUUGUGUUCUCUAUGGUGGAGGAGGUGACCAUCAGUGGGGCAUUGGACAGAGGGAGGACAGGUGGAAACAUUAUUUAUAUCAGAGACACUGCCCAAUCACAGGCGUAUGUUCAAGGCUCGGCCGGCUCUCAACCAAUCAGGAUAAUCAGCAAUGUCUGCGAAGAAACUGUCGCCGCAGAAUGCUCUAAUACGAACACUAGCUCUGUAGCUCAAUCUGUAGCAGCAGAGGCGACCACUGAGAAGCCCCAUUACCAAUGCAGAAGGCACAAGAGGUUAUCACCUUCAUUUAUAAAUCACAUGCUGAUUGAUACAGACGUGGACUGUGAAUUUGAUGGUGUGAAAGAAAAAGAAAGUUCCUGUGGCACUUUUACAGAAGUCAAAUCACAGUCUGGUCGCCGAUGGAUUAGUGUCAAAUGUCCGGAAGAUGGGAAGGCUCUUCAGAAGAAAAGUGGUGCUUUUACUUUUGAGACGCAUGCCAACCAGUCUGACAAAGUGUUUGACGUAUCAUUCACCCAAAGUUCUUGUGACCCGAUGGUUUUGGAAGAUUCAGCUUUCUGCGAUGAAAUUGCGGAAAACGAAAUGCAAGGCAAGAGACCGAGACAAAAAAACAAGAGCCACUCGAGAGACAGGGAGCAUGUUUAUACCACCGGCACUCCAAAGGGCUCAGAGGUGGAGGGAAUCAGUUCCAGACGUGUUGGGAAUGCCCUCAAGAGAAUUGUUUUUUCACCUGGUUGCCAGGAAACCGGGAGUUUGCCUGGAGGCUGGCAACAUGCCAUCCACCAGGACAGUUACCAUUGCGGUCACAUGGCAGACAACCACAGAGACCCGAGGGGGGUGACAUCAUCCACCCUGAGCAGCCCGGGAGUAACUCUAGAGAGGAGGCAUGGCAGACAGCACUCCUCUUCUCGGAAACAUGGAACAGAGUACAAACAGCAUGCUGGUAGUGCUCCUAGAAAGGGCGUUGACUCUUUGUUUGAGACCUCGAACCUAAGACUGAAACGUGAUCAGAUGAGUGGGAGGCCAAAUUCACCCAUCGAGGACAGCAGCCGGCUUUUCAGUGCCAAACUGGAACAGCUGGCUCCCAAGACCAACUCCCUGGGCAGAACCCCGAGAGACUUCCCAACUCUAGAUCGAGGCAGUAAUCAGACCUCCGUGAGCUUUAAGGGGAGCUCCAAGGGAAGUGCUGAAGGGGCUUGUAUGGUAGGUUAUAAAGGAAGUCACGAGGGUGAUUGUACAUUACCAAGGGCUAGCAGGAGUCCCAGGAAGAAUCCUCGGACUGACCGCAGUCAUCACUACUUUCUUUCUGAAAAGCCGCUCACUCAGUCUGUGAGGCAUUCCUAUUCCAAGCUCUCUGCUGUGGGGAAACUUAAAAUGGCCAGCCCCAAAGUCCGUCGACCGUCUGUCCCCAGCAUCAAGGACCUCCACCGCAGCGCUAGUCUUUCUCCGGACUGUAAAACUGUCAGCUUUGAGCGGACGUCCUCCUUUCUCUCCUCUUCCCCUCCGCGGUCUUUUCACUCCAUCAGUCGCACUCCGAGCCAGAGCUCCACAUGCUCAUCCACAAAAUCCGCCAUCCAGGGGUUUGUCAAUGGCCGUCUCUCAGACCUUCUAAUGGGAAGAGCCUCCAGCCCCUCUUCAGGAGGACUGGACCAUAUGACCACGAUGCCCUCGCCGUACAGCCGGGUGACCGCUCCCCGAACGCCCGAUCACCUGAGCGGGCAUGCGAGCGACACCACCAGUGUGUUGAGCGGAGAGUUGCCACCAGCAAUGGGGAAGACAUCCCUGAAUUUCUCGAACAGGACCAGCAUGGUGAGCAGUGGAUACGACAGCAUGUUGCGGGACAGUGAAGCCACAGGCAGCAGCUUCUCCUACAGAGAUUCUGCCUGCAACCGGAGCUGCUCUCUCCUCAGCGUGGCUCGAAGCAGCCGGUCAUCUCGGAGGAGAGGCAACGCAGGUACUCACCAGCGCCGCCUUUCCCAUGGUGCACCUCUGUCCCUGAGGCGCUCGGCUGGUGGUCUGCUGUCUGGCUGGGUGGAUCGGGGAAUCCCAGAGGCCUACGAGAUCAAGGUGUAUGAGACCGACAAUGUGCAGAGGAUGCAGAACAGAGCAGGUGCUGGCCGACAGGGGCCUGCAUGCUUCAGUGCCAAGGUGUUUUUGGAGCACCGUCAACAGAGGCCAGAGGUCAGAGGUCAGACACAACAACAUGAGGCUCCACCUCCUGCUGCAGCACGUGGAGCCUAG